Molecule: messenger RNA, 761 nt
Organism: Betta splendens (Siamese fighting fish)
Lineage: Eukaryota; Metazoa; Chordata; Actinopteri; Anabantiformes; Osphronemidae
Gene: lyrm7
Product: LYR motif containing 7
Exons: 5
Coding region: 105-419 (104 amino acids)
Biological process (GO): mitochondrial respiratory chain complex III assembly
Source: RefSeq, a predicted model, not a curated record
CGGUGCUAGACGCUCAUUGGCUACAGGGAGGCGUCAUUGUUACAGUCUGCACUGAUUGGACACAAGAACGUUCUCCUCACCGGAAGUGAACAAAAGAAGUCAACAUGGAGACACGUUUGAAGGUCUUGCGCGUGUUUAAAACACUGCACAGAACAAGGAUGGCAGUAUUCAAAGAGGAUAACAGAGCACUGACAGCUGCACGAUUAAAGAUCAAUGAAGAGUUUCGUAAAAACAUAAAAGAAACCUCAGAGGAAAACAUUAAGCAGAUGAUUAAAAUGGGCUCAGAUGUGGAAGCUGUUCUUCGGGAGACUGUGCUACAAGUGGAACACAAAGGAGACAAUACACUCUUGCUUCGCCCCAGAGAGAGCCUACUACUAGAAAAUGUACCCUACUGUGAUCAGCCCAGGAAAAAGUCAUGACGAAUCAUAUGAUACCCUCACCCAUCAAAUGAAAGACAAUACCAGUCAUUUAAUCAUGCAAAAGCACUAGAACAACAUUUUUUCGCCACAUUUCAUGCACACAAAAAACACGUGAAACAGGAAUCGCUGCUACAUGAAGAGUUGCCUGUUUCACCAAAGAGCUCAGCUGUUCUGUCAUAUAUGCCGGAUGCCAUGUGUCAUGUACACUGUUUUGUCAAAUACAAUUUAAAGGUGUCAUUAAUUUGGAAGUUGUCUGCCUGCUUUUUCAGUAACUCGUGAUUUCACUGAAACAUAAUAUUUUUGCUGCUGACUUCAACAAAUUGAUUAUGCACUGGUUGAAAA